CAGUUGGUCGUUUUUUUCCAACUCCGUUGCUAAGUCAUCGAACGUCGUUACUCGUAACGCGUCUAUAUUUUCUUUCCUUCAUAUAAACUCACAUUAAAACCAGGAAGCACAUUCAACCUAUUUUAUCUUAUCUCAGAGCAGAUGGGGAAGAGGCUAGACGCUUUGCUUGGUCGGACUUUCAAAACCAACAAGUUCAAGUCUCUUCUCAACUUAGCUCUCACCAGGCUCUCUAUUCUCAAGAACCAACGUCAAGUCAGAUGCUCUCAGGCCACCUCUGAUGUCACCGAGCUUCUUAAGCUUGGCCAACACGAGAACGCUUACCAGAGAGUCGACCAAGUCAUUAAAGACCAGAACACCCUCGAUGUUUUCUUUUUCAUCCAUGGCUACUUCACUCUCUUGCUCGACCGCGUUCACCUCUUCGAACACAGCAGAGAUUGCCCUGAUGAGCUUCUAGAAGCUGUUUCGAGUUUGCUUUUUGCAGCUUCUAGAAUAGGAGAGUUUCCUGAGCUUCAAGAGAUUCGUAACGUUUUGGUUUCGCGUUUUGGUAAAGAUAUCGCGGCUAGGUCCAUCGAGUUGCGCAAUGAUUGUGGGGUUAAUCCCAAAAUAAUUCAGAAGUUGUCGACAAGACAUCCACCAAGAGAAGCUAGGAUGAAGGUUUUGAAGGAGAUUGCUGCAGAAAAUAACAUCGUUCUGAAACUAGAAGUUGCUUCUUCUACGACCAAUGAGGGAAAAUCAGAUGUUUCCAAGGCUAAGUUAGCAAGUGAAGUUGGAGAAGAUGAGUUAGGAGAAGGGCUAGGGUUGUCUGAUUUGGUUAAGAGAGGAAAGCAGAAGUACAAAGAUGUGGCUGAUGCUGCACAAGCAGCGUUUGUGUCAGCAGCUCAUGCAGCAGCGGCUGCACGAGCAGCUGUAGAGCUUUGUCAGUUUGCGCCUUGUGGACCAGACAAUACGGGUAAUACUGGUGGGGGAAGUUCAUCUAGUGGUUCUGGAAACAAUAAAACAGAACAAGAAGGUAAUGAUGAUGACGAUGAUCUUUCAGAAGGUGAAGCGGAUGUGAGAUCAGAAUCUAAGAAGUCUAUAUUGGAUACAAAAGAUCUCACAGAAUCUAAGAAGUCUAUAUCGGAUACAGAAGAUAAUAUUGAGGAUGUGAUGUCAUUUAGAGAAGACCCUGUGAAGCUGUUGGAGAAGGCUGUUGUGGUGUACGACAGUGAGGAAGAAACCAAACAUACUGUUCAGACUAAUACUACUACUGAGGUUAAAGAUGAGGAAAGUCUUAAGGAUUGUUCUGAUAGAGCGGAUACAGGACAUGUGGACAGCAUGGUUCAUUCGGUUGAGGAACCUAUUAUGAGUAAAGCUAGUUUAAAGGGUCCUAUUUCAGUCAGGACCAGACAGGUUCGUGGAUACUAAGAAGUAUAAAAUUUUGUCAGGUGCAUCUAUGGUAUAAUGACUGAGUUUUGUACAAUUUCUUUCUCUGUUCAUUAUUUUUUUGGUCAAGGGUGUAACAUUAUUGUAUUGUAUACUUUAUGGAUAUUAGGUUUCAAUAAUGUUGAACAGUGGUGGCAUAUGUUGUCUAAGUUUCUAGAAACAAAUUGAACUUUCAAAGAA
Raphanus sativus (radish) is the source of this 1602-nucleotide messenger RNA. RefSeq lists its product as uncharacterized. NCBI's taxonomy places the organism in Eukaryota, Viridiplantae, Streptophyta, Magnoliopsida, Brassicales, Brassicaceae. Bases 142 to 1404 code for a protein of 420 amino acids. The transcript has 3 exons. Gene Ontology annotation, biological process: protein transport. The record is from RefSeq and is a predicted model, not a curated record.